Molecule: messenger RNA, 2047 nt
Organism: Dipodomys ordii (Ord's kangaroo rat)
Lineage: Eukaryota; Metazoa; Chordata; Mammalia; Rodentia; Heteromyidae
Gene: Gab3
Product: GRB2-associated binding protein 3
Exons: 10
Coding region: 40-1749 (569 amino acids)
Source: RefSeq, a predicted model, not a curated record
GCAUGGCGCAAGCGCUGGUUUGUCCUCCGGCGGGGUCGCAUGAGUGGCAACCCAGAUGUUUUGGAGUACUACAGGACCAAGCACUCCAGCAAGCCCAUCCGUGUGAUAGACCUCAGUGAAUGUGCUGUGUGGAAACAUGCAGGCCCCGGGUUCGUUCGGAAGGAAUUUCAGAAUAAUUUUGUGUUCAUUGUCAAGACCACUUCCCGUACAUUCUACCUGGUGGCCAAGACUGAAGAAGAAAUGCAGGUGUGGGUGCACAGCAUCAGUCAGGUCUGCAACCUCAGUCAUCUGGAGGGCAGUGGAGCAGAUUCCAUGGAGAGCCUCUCUCGCAUGCCCUCCUCCCUCAGGCCAUCCCCUGCCAGCUCUCUUCAUACUGUCCAUGCUGCCAGCUCUUCUUUGCCAAGAAGUAACCCAAACACCAAUACCAUGACCACUGAGGAAACCAGAAGUGAGUCAGAGUUUCUCUUCCUUCCUGAUUAUCUGGUCCUGUCCAACUGUGAGACUGGAAGACUGCACCAUACCAGUCUUCCCACCAGAUGUGAUAGCUGGUCAAAUUCAGAUCGCUCAUUGGAGCAGACUUCAUUUGACGACGUUUUUGUUGAUGGCCUGCAGCCACUACCCUCCAGUAGCUUGGUGCACCCCUCACGCCAGGGGAAUGGAUCUCAGGAGAUGGCGUCCAUGAGGUUCCAGCCUUCUGUGAUCUGGAAUAGAGAAAUCAACUGUCCACCUAGGGAUCACUUGUCUUCUUUACCACUGUUGGAAACAGCCUUAAAUCCCACUGCUUGUGUGGAUAAAAAACAAGCUAUUUUGCCCCUUGGAGCAAAAGAACUAGACAUUAUGUCCAACAGUCCACCUCCCCGUCCCCCUAAGCCAAGUUAUCUCUCUGAACGGCGCCAAGAAGAGCAGGUCCUGUGGCAUGGGUAUGGCAAGAAGCCAGAAUGCAGUGUGGUGCCCAGAAGAAUCUCUAUCUCUGGUUUAGACCACGUGAGAACCUGGAAAGCUGACAUAGAAGGCCAAUCCUUAAAACACCGAGACAAGCGGCUAAGUUUAAACCUGCCAUGCAAAUUUUCUCCAGUGUGCCCUGCAACUUCAGCCAGUACUGAAGACGGCUAUGUGCCCAUGAGCCCCAAGUUCACUGCCUCUGGUCUUGGAACCCACUGCAGCCAGGAUGACUACAUCCCAAUGAGCUCAGGAAGCAUCUCAAGCCUACUGCCUGAGUUACCUGCAAACUUGGAACCUCCUCCAGUGAACAGAGAUCUCAAACCUCAAAGGAAAGCACGGCCACCUCCCCUGGACCUGAGAAACCUCUCCACCAUCCGGGAACAUGCAUCGCUAGCCAGGACCUGCACUGUGCCUUGCAAUCGAACCAGCUUUCUCUCUCCAGAAAGAAACAAUAUUAAUUCUGCAAGAUUUUUUGCCAAUUCUGUUACCAGAGAAGAGGAAGAAAGCUACAUCCAAAUGGAGGAGCACAGAAUGGUCAACUCCCUGAGCAGUGGUGCUCUUGCAUGGACAAAGAAAUUCAGCCUAGAUUAUUUGGCCCUGGACUUUAAUUCAGCAUCACCAGCUCCUGUGCAACAGAAACUUCUUUCAGAAGAGCAAAGAGUAGACUAUGUCCAGGUGGAUGAGCAGAAGACACAGGCUCUCCAGAGCACCAAGCAGGAGUGGACGGAUGAAAGGCAAUCCAAAGCGAUGGAGAACAGAAGGGUCUCAGCCUGCAAGUUGGGAAGGCCAAAAACCCAGGAAUUCUGAGAAGUUAAGCUUUCCUUGGGGAAGAAGGAGUCCUGAGGCCCAGCACACAGCCUAGCCAUCAAGGCACAAAGCAACCACAUGGAGUCACUGUAUGAGCCACUUCGUUGUAAAGCAAAUGUCACCUGAAUCAUCGUGACCUACAGGUCUAAGUACAAACUGAAGGUUCUUCUCCAGCCUGUUUUCCUUCUCUUAAUGGUCUUCUCAAUUGCCAUCCCUACAUAUCUGUACCUAAAAUCACACCAAUUUUUCAAAAUCACUUUGCUUCUUUCUGUUUUGUUUCUGGAAUUAAUAAAGGUCU